Molecule: messenger RNA, 270 nt
Organism: Spodoptera littoralis (African cotton leafworm)
Lineage: Eukaryota; Metazoa; Arthropoda; Insecta; Lepidoptera; Noctuidae
Source: the annotation of a GenBank genome assembly
AUGUUACACGACAGUAGAGUAGUAUUGUGUCACGUUUACGGCGUGGUCGGUGGCGCCGGGAUCGCUUGUCGCGGUAACUGGUGCGAGGUGCGAGAAGGUCGCAGAGUGCACUACGCGCGUCGUGCACCGGCGCCGCUGUGGUCGCGCUGGCGAGUCGCCGCGUGCGCCGCGCGCGCUUAUUAUACGCAGACGGUGAUGGGCGGCGCGCGCGCACCCGCCACGCCCCGCGCCACGCCGCGCUCCGCCCGCCCGCGCACAACUCACCCCUGA